CUGUUCACACAGGGUACCUCUAGUAUGACAUGUGCUGAGAUUCCACCUGCUUUUUAACGAUGAAGGAGACAGACCGGGAGGCUGUAGCAACAGCUGUUCAGAGGGUUGCUGGGAUGCUUCAGCGCCCGGACCAGCUGGACAAAGUGGAGCAGUACCGAAGGAGAGAGGCCCGGAAAAAGGCCUCAGUGGAGGCCAGACUGAAGGCUGCGAUCCAGUCCCAGUUGGACGGUGUGCGCACAGGCCUGAGCCAGCUGCACAAUGCACUGAACGAUGUCAAAGACAUCCAGCGGUCCCUGGCCAACGUCAGCAAAGACUGGAGGCAGAGCAUCAACACCAUUGAGAGCCUCAAGGAUGUGAAGGAUGCUGUCGUGCGGCACAGCCAGCUUGCCGCAGCUGUGGAAAACCUCAAGAACAUCUUCUCAGUGCCCGAAAUUGUGAGGGAGACCCAGGACCUCAUAGAACAAGGGGCGCUCCUACAGGCCCACCGAAAGCUGAUGGACCUGGAGUGCUCCCGGGACGGGCUGAUGUAUGAGCAGUACCGCAUGGACAGUGGAAACACUCGAGACAUGACCCUCAUCCACAGCUACUUUGGGAGCACGCAGGGGCUCUCGGACGAGCUGGCCAAGCAGCUGUGGAUGGUGCUGCAGAGGUCACUGGUCACUGUUCGCCGUGACCCCACCUUGCUGGUCUCAGUUGUUAGAAUUAUCGAAAGGGAAGAAAAAAUCGAUAGGCGCAUACUUGACCGAAAAAAACAAACUAGUUUUGUUCCUCCUGGGAGGCCCAAGAAUUGGAAGGAGAAAAUGUUUGCCAUCUUGGACAGAACCGUGACGACUAGAAUUGAGGGCACACAGGCAGACACCAGGGAGUCCGACAAGAUGUGGCUCGUCCGCCACCUGGAAAUCAUAAGGAAGUACGUCCUAGAUGACCUCAUCGUUGCCAAAAACCUGAUGGUUCAGUGUUUCCCUCCCCAUUAUGAGAUCUUCAGAAACCUCCUGAGCAUGUACCACCAGGCCCUGAGCACGCGGAUGCAGGAGCUUGCGUCCGAAGACCUAGAAGCCAAUGAGAUCGUGAGCCUGUUGACAUGGGUCUUAAAUACCUACACAAGUGCAGAGAUGAUGGGGAACAUGGAGCUGGCCCCAGAAGUGGAUGUCAGCAUCCUGGAGCCUUUGCUUUCUCCAGACGUGGUCUCUGAGCUGCUUGACACGUACAUGUCAACUCUCACUUCAAACAUCAUUGCCUGGCUGCGGAAAGCACUAGAAACAGACAAGAAAGACUGGAUCAAAGAGACAGAGCCUGAAGCCGACCAGGAUGGGUUCUUCCAGACGACCCUCCCUGCCAUUGUCUUCCAGAUGUUCGAACAGAAUCUUCAGGUUGCUGCUCAGAUAAGUGAAGAUUUGAAAACAAAGGUACUUGUUUUGUGUCUUCAGCAAAUGAACUCUUUCCUGAGUAGAUACAAAGAGGAAGCUCAGUUGUAUAAAGAAGAGCACCUGAGGAAUCGGCAGCACCCCCACUGCUAUGUCCAGUAUAUGAUCGCCAUCAUCAACAACUGCCAGACCUUCAAAGAAUCCAUAGUCAGUUUAAAAAGGAAGUAUUUGAAAAAUGAAAUGGAAGAAGGCAUGUCUCUGAGCCAGCCAAGCAUGGAUGGGAUUCUGGACACCAUUGCAAAGGAGGGCUGCAGCAGCCUGCUGGAGGAGGUCUUCCUGGACCUGGAGCAACAUCUCAGUGAGCUGAUGACAAGGAAGUGGCUGUUAGGAUCCAAUGCUGUGGACAUUAUUUGUGUUACCGUGGAAGACUAUUUCAAUGAUUUUGCCAAAAUUAAAAAGCCGUAUAAAAAGAGGAUGACCGCGGAGGCGCAGAGGCGAGUGGUGCUGGAGUACCUGCGGGCUGUCAUGCAGAAGCGCAUCUCCUUCCGCAGUGCAGAGGAGCGCAAGGAAGGUGCCGAGAGGAUGGUCCGGGAGGCCGCGCAGCUCCGCCUCCUGUUCCGGAAGCUGGCCUCCGGAUUUGGGGAGGAUGCAGAUGGGCACUGUGACACCAUUGUGGCCAUCGCAGAAGUUAUUAAGCUGACGGAUCCGUCUCUGCUCUACCUGGAAGUCUCCACUCUGGUCAGCAAAUAUCCAGACAUCAGGGACGAGCACAUCGGUGCGCUCCUGGCCAUGCGAGGGGAUACCAGCCGGGACAUGAAGCAGACCAUCAUUGAGACGCUGGAGCAGGGCCCGACGCAGGCAAACCCAAACUAUGUGCCCAUCUUCAAGGAGAUUGUGGUUCCCAGUCUGAACGUGGCAAAGCUCCUCAAGUAGCCUGUUGGGCCGCAGCCUUGUUGCGAUGCUGUGCCCAUCACCCCCCCUUGGAAAUGUGUGGCAGCCAGAGCAACACGAGAUGCCCAGGACUCGCAUGCCCUCCUCUCCCGGUGUUGUGCUCAGGGCUUCUUGAAGAACAAGCACUCUGGGGGCCGUGGUUCUGCUGGCUUUCUCAUCUUUUUGUAAUGUCCUUUGUGUGGCAGGCUCUGGUGUGAGGGGCCUCAUGGUGCCUGUCCCCCUUAACCCCUGGGUCUUCUCUCAUUUCUGCACAGUGUAAACACUUCCAGAACUCUGCUGUUCAAUAAAAGAGUCUAACCUCCUGC
Molecule: messenger RNA, 2620 nt
Organism: Odobenus rosmarus divergens (Pacific walrus)
Lineage: Eukaryota; Metazoa; Chordata; Mammalia; Carnivora; Odobenidae
Gene: EXOC3
Product: exocyst complex component 3
Exons: 12
Coding region: 60-2297 (745 amino acids)
Biological process (GO): exocyst localization; exocytosis
Cellular component (GO): exocyst
Molecular function (GO): SNARE binding
Source: RefSeq, a predicted model, not a curated record